Molecule: messenger RNA, 405 nt
Organism: Dicrocoelium dendriticum
Lineage: Eukaryota; Metazoa; Platyhelminthes; Trematoda; Plagiorchiida; Dicrocoeliidae
Source: the annotation of a GenBank genome assembly
AUGCACUUUGGAUUCGCCCCCUUUGCUCUUGGCCCUCUCACAUGUUUAACAGAUUCUCUUGCUCAACCUGCAUGCUUACCCGUUCGGUUGACCGUGAACUCUAUCGAUUCUGAAACAGAUCAGGGAGAUUUGAGAACACGGUUGGUCAGUGUCUGGGAAGUGCAUCUUACCGAUCCCCUCUUACCACUGUUACUCGCUGUCAGCUUCCUUGGAAUCGCUGUCAAUCGACACCUUGUAUCUCGUCAUUCAUACAUCCUGCAGGCUUUUGGCUUUUUAUGUGAAUACCGGCGAAACCGAGGUCGCUGCCAGGAGGUGUACUACAACAUAGCCCGAGCAUGCCAUCAAAUGAGUAAGUACUAUGAUGUCCCGUCUCUCUUUUCUCUCACCCUUGAUCUCCUUUUCUGA